AAACGAACACACCAACGCUAAAUAGCAUAAAGUUAAAAGUUCGUAAAAUUAAAACGACAACAAAUUUUUUUUCCUGCUAGGAUGAUGUCGAAGCGAAAAAGAUCUUUCAAAGAAGAAUUUCAACUGAAAAAAAUUCGCUACAACUUUGAUGAUUUCGGUGAAUCGAAAUUAAUAUUUGUACAAUCUAAGAUCAAUUGUAUCAGUCCAACUUCGAUUCUAUUAUUCCGACUUUUCACAGCGACCUAUCUCAUAUUCGCCGCGAUACUUAGUAUAGUAACCCACACGACACCACAGAACUGGAUUUUAUUCAUGACCAGUUGUAACUAUUUAAUCGUCACUAUAUAUUUUUGUUAUGGAUUUAGUCUAAGUUGUCAAGCAGUGUUCUGUAAAAUAAACUUUUGCCGUGGAGAUGGCGGAACAGUAAAACACCGCUAUCCUGGUCGUAAUGUCGCGAGUAAGAACGGAAUCCAUCAUGUUGACAUGGUUAAUAUAGAUCAAAACAAAAACACAACAGAACCAAUCAAGUCUGCCCGAAAUACAACAGAAAGCACGUCUCGAUUGACCGAGAAUAGAUUCAGUGUUGCCUCGAUAAUUCUUGAUAUUGAAGAGAACAGUAAACGUCUGAGCAUGGCGGCACCAGAUGACAACCGAAAUUCACGUGAAAUACGGCACGCGCGUUUUGAAGACAAUCGAUUACCAUCUAUACAAUCUGACGUGUUUAUCGAGUCAAUCACAGACAUCAGUUUAUCAUUUAAACUUUAUUGGUUCUUAUCAAACGUUGCUUUAAAUUUGUCUUGUCUAGUUGUAUCUGUUUACUGGAUUGCUUUAUUUCCAUACCAAGAUCCAGUGUCAGACUUAAAGUGGUACCUGAGAAUAGACAGACAUGGAAUUAUAUUGAUAUUGCUGUUACUUGAUCACGUGAUAACCAAAACACCAAUCAGAGUAUUGCAUUUUGUGUAUCCGUCAAUCAUGUUUACUAUAUAUGGAAUCUACAACGCAGUAUAUACAAAAAUCACAAGUACUGUGGUCUAUUCAACUUUGGAUUUUAAAGAUGAUACUAUUAAGGCAAUUUUAACGGUAGCCGGGGCUGCUCUGAUAGGUGUCCCGUUGAUACAAGUUGGUUUGUAUUGGAUAAUAUACAGGCUGAAAGAAAGAAUAUUUGGUAUGGUAUAAGCAAUAUCUCACAAUGUCCAAAUUUAUCGUUUGUAGCUAUAAGAGUAGGAGAAAAGAAAUAGUAUAGGACUUUA
Hydractinia symbiolongicarpus is the source of this 1247-nucleotide messenger RNA. RefSeq lists its product as uncharacterized. Gene Ontology annotation, cellular component: membrane. Lineage: Eukaryota; Metazoa; Cnidaria; Hydrozoa; Anthoathecata; Hydractiniidae. The transcript has 2 exons. The record is from RefSeq and is a predicted model, not a curated record. Bases 82 to 1173 code for a protein of 363 amino acids.